Messenger RNA from Bolinopsis microptera, 1449 nucleotides. RefSeq lists its product as uncharacterized. The transcript has 4 exons. The record is from RefSeq and is a predicted model, not a curated record. NCBI's taxonomy places the organism in Eukaryota, Metazoa, Ctenophora, Tentaculata, Lobata, Bolinopsidae. Bases 190 to 795 code for a protein of 201 amino acids.
AUGUGCAUCAGCUCUAUUUUUAAUAAACGAGGCAUGUAAAUGGCAACAUUUUACUAUUAUGCUACCUAUUCAUUUUGUUAUCUGUACUAACUGUUCCAAUUUGAUCACUUACUUCGUUAAGUUGACAAAUUGGAUUUUUAGUCGACCAGUCGCGAUCAACCACUUUGCCAAACGAUAAACUCAGUACCCAUGGGACUUCAAUUUGAUAUCGAUUCGUUCAAUCCGUGGUCAGUGACAGAGGAUCGAGACGAAGAGUCAGUGACCAAUAAAAUGAGAAAGGGAACGAGCUUAGAUCCGCCGCACUACGAUAGUAGAACCAUAUUCUCUGUCUUUAGUAACGGUGCGACUAACAAGAGAGUAGUCGACAUGGAUCAGAUCUGGAAAGAUGCAAACAGCGCAAACGCAACACUGCCAGUUGUUGAGCCUACAGAUGGGAUGGGAAGUGAACCAAAUAAGAAGAAGUUGCAGAGAAUCAAAAACUCGCACUCCAGGCACAUACGACCAUCCACCAACACCAAGGUAGUUCUCCAACAACAAAUUGAGAAACACAAAGAAUCCUUCGCCGCAAUCAAGCGAGCCAACUCACAUCCCAGCCUCCAAACAGCUCACGAUCUGCAAGCAUCCAAGAACCACCAUAUGAAACACAGUGUGAGUAACUUCAGUACUCCCAUCUCUUAUCACGGGUUCCUGGCAGCCGAGAUGAAGAGGUCCUCCUGGGACAGGGAAGCUUCACUUAGUCCCCCGUCUGCUGAUCCCAAUAUUGCUAUUUUAAAGGAGAUCUAUCAGAUCAGAUAAGUGGACUUUAAGUUUAAGGAGCAGUCGAGUUUACAAAUCAAACGGAUCCCGUAGUUAUUUAUGCCACCGUAAUCCACACCAAAUUGAACGGAAGUGACGGACGUGACGGAUGAGAUAAUAUAUAUGAUUCGAACAGUAACGGGAGAGUUUUUACCGAGAGUAGCGAGCCGGCCGCAGAGAGUGACCAAUAAUUUACGGUUUGUUCAUUAAAUUUUCUACGAUUCAGUGUAUUCAGACUUUGGAGAAGGAACUAAACUGUUUUGUAAAGGAUUACGGAUUUUAUCUGGAAAAGAAUGGGUCAUUCUACCAUGUUAUGUUCCAUACGACAUUACUUACGAAAAAGUUGUAUAUUGCGCCAUGAUGACCAUAUUCUUUACUUGCUGCUGAUUACAUUCAUACUUGUCGCAAUGCUAUUUAUAAAUAAGAAAUUAAACAACCAUAUCAAGGUAAUGCCAACAGUCAGCAAACGCAUAAUCAAAGAAUAUUUACAUUAAUAUUAAAAUAAAUCAGUUAAAAUAUAAUUCAAAUCAACAAAAUGUGUUAAGUAUUCCCCAAGAUUGAUGACUGGGUAAAAGAUAAUUUUAUUGUUUUCAGUUAAAUUGUCAGUAUAAGAUAUACUGAGUGAUGUUAUUCACUCAAUAUUUCAUAAUUCGA